AGGCCAUAUCUUCCGCAAAACCAAUGCCGUAUAUUGCUGCUGUAGUCUCUCGCAGAGACUUUAAGCCUAAUUUUACACUUGGUGAUGGUGAAAACACAACACAGCGUUCCAAUGGUGAAAAUUAUUAUAAUGGCCCGCUGAAGCUUGGCACUAACUACAAAAUAUUUCAGCGCAUUUUCAUUAAUGAUCAGGGUGAUUAUUAUUCCACUGACUGGAGUCCAGUGGCAGCAACUGCCCAAAAGCACAAGUCUUCAGUUCCCGAAGGUCCACCUUUAAAUGUUCAAAUUGUGGCCUUAAGAAGUUCAUCAUUAUCAGUUACGUGGGAGCCACCAGACAAGAACAAAGCGAAUGGAAAGAUAGUCAGUUACACUGUUUGUAUUACACAUUUGGAGAAUGAAACCUGUUCAAUGGACUAUAUGAUAGAGGAACAGCGUUUGGACAUAAAUAAUGUGAAACCAGGGACAAAAUAUUAUGUUCGUGUUUUAGCUUCUACAAUAGUGGGAUCUGGAUGUUACAGCAAUGGUACAUGGGUAUUUACAAAUGGAUUGGCACCUGAACUGUCCACCAAGCAGAUUGGGAGUACGUUGACUUAUAUGUUGCGAAAUCCAAAUUGGGAAUAUCGAUAUUUCUAUGUAGUCGCGAUGAAAAAUGGCAUAGAAGAGAGUCAAUUGCCUUCUAACUUUAAAAACACAGACUUAGUGACUUAUUCUAAGGCCAUAUCUUCCACACAACCAAUGCCGUAUAUUGCUGCUGUAGUCUCUCGCAGAGACUUUAAGCCUGAUUUUACACUUGGUGAUGGUGAAAACACAACACGGCGUUCCAAUGGUGAAAAUUAUUAUAAUGGCCCGCUAAAGCCUGGUACUAGCUACAAAAUAUUUCAGCGCGUUUUCAUAAAUGAUCAGGGUGCUUAUUAUUCCACUGACUGGAGUCCAGUGGCAGCAACUGCCCAAAAGCACAAGUCUUCGGACGGUGGAAACAUUGGAGCUGUUGCUGGUGCAGUUGUAGCUGCUGUUUUGGUUAUUUUUCUUGUCAUAUUGGUCAUUGCUUUUGUUAGGAUCAAUUCAAACUCUGCUACAGUGCAGUGAACUGCGUAUUGUAGUCAUUCGACGGCUACUAAAAGUUCUCAAAAAUGGGGGAAGUUGAACUUUUUCGCGAAAUUGUUAGAAGUUUUCUGAAAUUUGGCGUAUUAUAAAAGAAUAUAUUUAAACAUAAAACCUUUAUUUCCUUUUAAACUAUAAGAGUGAACGAGAGUGAAUGAUUCUGAACAGUAUUUGAAAACAAUUUGGAACAUAACAUCAAAUUUUUAGGCUAACGAUAUAGUCAAUACUUGAAAUAGGAUAAUAGUUGUAAUACUUUUUAUCUAAGUACAUUAAAUAAGAAAUAAAGUUAAA
This is a messenger RNA of Xenia sp. Carnegie-2017, 1391 nucleotides long. Its product is annotated as receptor-type tyrosine-protein phosphatase delta-like. Gene Ontology annotation, molecular function: protein binding. The record is from RefSeq and is a predicted model, not a curated record. Bases 24 to 1085 code for a protein of 353 amino acids. The transcript is spliced from 7 exons. Lineage: Eukaryota; Metazoa; Cnidaria; Anthozoa; Malacalcyonacea; Xeniidae.